CUCGAGCGGGACUGGAGGAGUGGCAAGGACCGCGGCCGCCAUGACCAUCACCUCGGACGAAGUCAACUUCCUCGUGUACCGGUACCUCCAGGAGUCGGGCUUCGUGCAUGCAGCCUUCACCUUUGCGUACGAAAGCCAGCUCGCGCGGAGCUCCGUGGUCUCGACCGAGAUCCCGCCGGGCGCGCUCAUCUCGUUCCUCCAGAAGGGCCUUCUCUACGUUGGCAUUGAGGCGCACGUGAACGAGGAUGGCACAGAGCGCGAGUGCGACGCCGAGCUCUCGCUGCUCAACCCACACAUCUGCCGCAUCGCGCAGUCGGUCUCACGAACGAGCAGCAACAAGCCUGGCAAGCGCAAGCGCAAGGCCGACGACAUUGGCGGCGUCAACUCGCCCGACUCGGUGACCGACCCGACCACCGCGGCCAAUGCCGCCGACGCAGCCAAUCCGCCGCCGCCCAUCGAGGCGUCGCCCGACACGCUCGUCCUCAAGGGCCACGAAAAGGACGCGUUUAGCUGCCUCUGGCAACCCAUGCACAACACAUUAGUCACCGGCUCGUCCGACUCAACGGCGCGGAUAUGGUCGGUCGGCGCCUCGGACUUUACCGCGUCGACGCCAGUGCCAAGCAUCGUGCUGCCACACGGCGACGGCGCGUACAAGGACGUGACGACGCUCGAGUGGAACCGCGACGGCAGUUGCAUCGCGUCGGGCUCGUACGACGGCCACACGCGGCUUUGGUCGCCAUCCGGCGAACUGCAGUACGAAGCACAGCAUCAUCUCGGGCCCGUCUUUGCGGUGCGCUGGAACCCGUCGAAUUCGCUGCUCCUGAGCGCGUCCUACGACAGCACAGUGGCGCUCUGGGACGUCGCAGCGUCGCAAAAGGUGAGCCAAGUCCGGCUCCACGACGAAGCGGCCAUUCUGGAUGCGGCGUGGAAGGACGACAAGACGUUUGCGACCUGCUCGUCGGACACGACGAUUCGACUGACGAGCGUGGGCGAGCCUGCGCCGUCGCUCGUGUUGUGUGGCCACACGGACGAGAUCAACUCGAUCAAGUGGGACCCGUCCGGGUCGCUUCUCGCGUCGUGCUCGGACGACUGCUCGGUCAAGCUCUGGCGUCCGACGGAGACGGCGUGUGUGCUGGACCUCAAGGAACACACAAAGGAGGUGUAUACGAUCCGAUGGGGACCCAUGAGCCGACCUCACGUCCUUGCAAGCACGUCGUUUGAUACCACCGUCAAGCUAUGGGACGUGGAGGCCGGCAAGUGCCUCACGACCCACGCCCACGAGAACGCCGUGUACGCGAUCGCGUUUAGUCCCAACGGCGAAUUCUUGGCCAGCGGUUCGAUCAGCGGCGUCGUUCAAGUGUGGUCGUUGCAGGACGGAUCGCUCGUCAAGUCGUACAAGGGCGUCGGCGACAUCUUUGAGGUCAACUGGAACCACGACGGCAGCAUGCUCUCGGCGUGCUUCUCGACCGGCGAUGUGCUCGUCAUGCACUUUCGAGUCUAGUCUAGUGUAGCGUUGUAGGAUAUAUAGCAAUCACCGCCAAGAAGCAACCUUUGUAUCGUCA
Messenger RNA from Saprolegnia parasitica CBS 223.65, 1562 nucleotides. RefSeq lists its product as hypothetical. The record is from RefSeq and is a predicted model, not a curated record. The coding region runs from base 41 to 1501 and encodes 486 amino acids. The transcript has 11 exons. Gene Ontology annotation, cellular component: histone deacetylase complex. Gene Ontology annotation, molecular function: transcription corepressor activity; protein binding. Lineage: Eukaryota; Oomycota; Saprolegniomycetes; Saprolegniales; Saprolegniaceae. Gene Ontology annotation, biological process: regulation of transcription by RNA polymerase II.